CAGGUGUACCUAAGAACGUGGCCGGUGAGUGUCCACUGUCCUCAAGUAUGUUCAGCAGUAGUUGGCAGGGGGCAGCAGCGAGCUUUCCGGACUGAAACUUGCAAUAAGGCAAAAAAGAACCCGACGCUGACGUUCCUCCUCUUAGCAGUGCAUGAUGGUCCGUGUACCGGUGUUACGUGCUGCUGUGAGUCCUGCUGUUUACUCCCCGGUUCCCCUAGUGUUAUUGUGAUUAUGACGAAGAGAGACACCGGCCGCGGUGUUUUACACGACAGGUAGCUAGCCUCCUGGAAGGCACGUCCCAAUGCCAUGGCCUCCAGCCACAGCUCCUCCCCAGUGCCUCGUCCCAGCAGUGGAGGCCGAGAUGGGGUCUAUCAUAAGGAGCAGGAUCUUUCCCCACCUCGCUGCCGGACUAUCUGCUCCCUGCCUGAUGUCUGCCCCAAGGAACCUACUGGUGAGGGGCGAGGCCUGUGUAAUGGACCAUCUGUGGUGGCGGAGCAUGACCGGUGGACGGUGUACAGCUCAAAGGUCAACCUCCCAGCCGCACUGAAUGACCCUCGCCUCGCGAAAAGGGAAUCUGACUUUUUCACUAAAACAUGGGGGCUGGAUUUCACCGAGACGGAGGUAAUGCCCUCGUUCUGCCUCCCCAACAUCACAAAGGAGCACUUUGGGCCCUACCUGCAGGAAAUGGCUCAGAGGGAACGAAUCCAUGAACGCUGCAAGAUGAUCUGUCCUAACAAAGACGAUGUGGACGCUGUGUCCAGUGUCACCACCAACCACGAUAAAUCCAGAGCUGAGCUGGAGCAAGUCCCAAAGAUUUUCAUGAAGCCUGACUUUGCUCUUGAGGACCCAGCUACCUUCAACAUGGUUCUUCCCUGGUCACACUUUAACAGCGCCGGCGGGAAGAGCAGCAGAGAUGUAGCUUCCUCCAAACUGCUCCAGGAAAAGCUCAGUCACUACCUGGAUGUGGUGGAGGUGAGCAUUGCUCGACAGAUCUCGCUGCGUUCCGAAGCUUUUUUCCACGCCAUGUCCUCGCAGCAUGAGCUGCAGGACCAGCUGCAGGAGACGCAGCAGGCCGUGGCUGUCCUGCGGGGCCGCACGGUCGCCAUGGACCGGGUCAUGUGCCAGGGGCCUCUCCAGGCUCUCCGCACCGCUCUGACUCGCAACAACUGCGUGAAGCUGCACAACAAGCUCAAGCUGAUGGCUGCGGUGCAUCAGACGCAGCCCACUGUGCAGCUGCUGCUCUCCACCUCUGAGUUUGUUGGAGCGCUGGAACUCAUCGCCACCACCAAGGAGGUACUCCAGCAAGAGCUGCAGGGAAUACAUAGCUUCAGACAUCUGGGCUCCCAGCUGUGCGAGCUAGAGAAGCUGAUCGAUAAGAUGAUGGUGGAGGAUUUCAGCAUGUACACCCGCAGUGACCUGAACCGAAGCCUGAGAGAUGAGCCACAGGUCCUGGAGAAGGAGCGUCUGGAGUCGCUGGUGUUCGGUCUGCUGCGGCAGCGGAAGCUGGACUUUCUGGACAUUUACAGCGAUGAGAUGAUCAUAGCCGCCAAAGCAAUCGUCUCUCAGUGUGUGGCAGAUAGUGUUGUGCAGAUUGAAGAAAUUGAUACCGAAGUCAUCGUUAAGCUAGCUGAUCAGAUGCGUCUGAUGACGUUCCCUCAGUGGUUUGAGCUGCUGAAAAAUGUCUUUGAGAACUUCCUUUUCUUUCUGCAAAGAAUCAAGGCCACCAUGAAUGUGAUCAGAAAUGUGGUUCUGGAGGUUCUUGACUCAAACCAGAAGAACCAACUCCUGAAUGACUCGUGUUCAGAGCGAUCUGGCCCAGAGGCUUCUCAGGUCCCAUCGCUCCUGCAGGGGGAGGCUGAGCUGGCCUACCUCACCCAUGAAGGUCUGUUCAUCACUGAUGCUUUGAACGAGGCCCAGCAGCAGGCAGCGCUGGCAGCCCAGGACCAGAGCUCUGCAGCAGGCUUCAGGAGCCAGCAGGGCCAGGUGGAGACUGCAAGUAGUGACCCUGGGAACACAGAAAUGUCUGCCAGCAGAGAGCAGAGCUUCAUGCCCAGUGAGAACAUGAUGCCUGCUGACUUUGAGCUGAACCUUGUGAUAAGUAGCAUCCAGGAGCUGAUGUACACUGCUUCAGACAUCAGCCAUGACCGCUGUGUGAAAGUCCUGACAGCCAGAGCCAAGGACGGAUCUCUGGAGCGUCUGAGCUCUGCGGAGUUUGUUUGUCUGUCACAGGCGGUGGAGGGAUUCGCCAGGGACACAGAGGAGCUGUGCGGCAGGCGAAGUGUUUCCCUGAGGGGGGCGCUGCAGAGCCAGGCCAACCGCUUUGUCCACCGCUUCCAUGAGGAACGCAAGACCAAACUCAGCCUGCUGCUGGAUAAUGAACGCUGGAAGCAGGCAGAGGUUCCUGCUGAAUUCCAGAAUCUGGUGAACUCCAUUGCUGAUGGAAGAAUAUCCCUACCAGAGCGCAAAACCCCAGGUCCAGAUGACAGGAAACCCACAGAGUUUCUGCUCAUCAAUGGGCAGAAAUACGCAGUUGUUGGGACGGUUCUGCUGCUCAUCCGGAUCUUUCUGGAAUACUGUCAGUGUGUCAACGACAUCCCAUCCAUUGCCACUGACAUGCUGACACGUCUGUCAGACCUCUUCAAGCACUUCAACUCUCGGAGCUGCCAGCUGGUUCUGGGAGCCGGAGCUCUGCAGGUCGUUGGCCUCAAGACCAUCACCACCAAAAACCUCGCAUUAGCUUCACGCUGUCUGCAGCUGGUGGUUCACUACAUUCCCAUCAUCAGAGCUCAUUUCGAGACCAAACUACAGCCCAAACAGUUCAGCGUCCUCAGACACUUUGACCACAUCACCAAGGACUACAAUGAUCACAUAGCAGAGAUCUCUGCUAAGCUGGUGGCUAUCAUGGACAGUCUGUUUGAGAAGGUUCUGUCAAAGUAUGAAGUGAAGGCGCCGAUGCCCUCAACCUGCUUCAGAAACAUCUGUAAGCAGAUGGCAAAGAUGCACGAAGCCAUUUAUGACCUUUUACCUGAAGAGCAGACGCAGAUGUUGUUUCUGAGGAUCAAUGCCAGUUUCAAAAUGCACCUAAAGAGGCAGCUGGCUCGACUUGGGGUCAUUAACGACGGAGGACCACAGCAUGGGCUGGUGGUGGUAGACGUGGCGUUCUACACGGAGAACAUCCAAGGGCUGAAGAGCCUCGAGAGACUGGACCUGAACAUGGCUGAGGUCUGGGAGCAGAAGAGGUGAUGGGGGACGGAGUCUGGAUGUCCAGAACUGACCUUACCCCGUGAUUAAUGGAGCCCGACCUCGGGGCCAAUGGUGGGCCGGCUGAGGCUGGAGGAGGCCCAGAGGGACCAAAAAAUGCAAAACUGGGAGAAGAAAAGCAGCAUACCAGUGCUUCAAAGACUUUAUCAAGAAACACACAGAGUCUGGUUAAAAACUGCUACCACUUCAUCUCACUGUGUGCAAUUCAAAAGAAAAUACUAGUAAAUUAUUACUGUUUUAGUGGGAAAGCAGGCUGUGGCUAAUGGGGAAGAAAUGUGUGGGUAAUUUAUUUUCCUCUCUCCUUGAAACACUUCUGUACGCUGUCAGGCUUUGUCCUCCAGCAGUUGUUGAAGCUGAAGGAAUUUUUAUCAUCACUGAAAGCUCAGUAAACACCUUCCUGAAUACCUGGACAGGUGAAGAUUUAGAUGUCAGGGAGACGUUUUCCUUCUUUCUGCACUAAAGAAACAGGGUUCCUGCUCCAUGUCAACACUUUCCCAAAACUCUGUGAUCAGCUGCUUGGGUUUUAUUCACUUAAAUUUUUAUACUCCAAAAAAUAAUAGUAAUGUUUCAGUUGAGCAUGAGCGGAGAGAGGGAUGCAACCUCAGAAUGCAGAAUGAAAAGGUUCACAUCCUGUUGUCUCCAAAGUAAAAAGAUUGAACUUCCCCCUUAAAACAGCUUAGUCAUGCAUUUCUCUUCAACUGAGUCAGAUCCCAGUCACUGUGAUGAUCAACAGAUGAGGUUCUUAAAUGUUUGUUGUAAAUUGUGCAGAGGAGUUUGCAGAAUAUGAAGCAUGAAUAUCGCGGGUAACUUUUUCUAUCUCUUAAUCAUGCAUGAGCCUUUAAGGCUGAAAUGACAGGAUGGAACACGAAAAUCUCAUAAUUUUACAGGAUAAGAAGGAAUUCUGAAUGAUGCUUUAUAGGUUUGCAUAUUCACGAAGCCCCCUCCCCAGAUUUUCUCUUCCUAACUGAAGUUCAGGUCCAGCCCCACAAAGCAAAGCAUGUAAGAACAUGUGAGAACACUACAGGCUGUUGCAAACCUUUUCACUCCCAAAUACUACUCUCCCUCUCCUGGUUGGUUUUGACAGCCUUUGUCAGCUGUCUGUUUCCAAUUGUUUCUAAUCGUCUUUGUUAUGAAAGCAAUGAGAUGCAGUAAUUUGUCAUCCUGAAAUGAUUAGCACGUGCAGCCACAGUCAUUCUUAACUCCCACAGACAUAUGUGAUGUACAUAAUGGUGACAAGCACAGUUGGAUUAACGUGAAGUGACUGCAGCUGUCGGUGUCAGACUCACCAGAGAACGGAAGCAUUAACAAUCAUCACUGUCGGCUUCAGAAGUGCCUACUUUGGAUCGACUAUCAGAGACGACACAUCUGAGCUCUCCACUACAGCGUGCCUACCAUCCCUGUGUGUGUGUGUGUGUGUGUGUGUGUUUGAGAGCGCGAGUGUGUUUUUUGGGUUUGGAUGAGCAUGUGUGUAUGAGUCCAAAUGAUUUUGUUUCCUUCAAACCUGCUGUGAAUAAAACAGGAUGAUGGAGCGACA
Messenger RNA from Archocentrus centrarchus (flier cichlid), 4795 nucleotides. It is a transcript of the gene vps54, whose product is annotated as VPS54 subunit of GARP complex. Gene Ontology annotation, biological process: retrograde transport, endosome to Golgi; Golgi to vacuole transport. Gene Ontology annotation, molecular function: syntaxin binding. Gene Ontology annotation, cellular component: GARP complex. The record is from RefSeq and is a predicted model, not a curated record. The coding region runs from base 307 to 3243 and encodes 978 amino acids. The transcript is spliced from 23 exons. NCBI's taxonomy places the organism in Eukaryota, Metazoa, Chordata, Actinopteri, Cichliformes, Cichlidae.